ACACACACACACACACACACACAGCCGGUCUUCUUGUAAUCUUUGCAGACGUCUGGUUUGAAGUCCAUGACCGUGAUGGUACGGACGUUUGAUGAGGCCUUGACGGGACCCUUCGCUCUGUUGGGCGCAUCGGGGUUCUUUUGGAUGAAAGUAGUCUGAUUUGCGAGACAGAUUGGAAAUCAAACUUUCUAGACUCUAACGUGCCUUACCUUGGGAUGGAGGGAUCUAGAAAUGAUCAUGUGACUUCGCGUGGCGUUGUGCCAGAGUCGGGAGCCACUCAAACUUGAGUAACGACAUUUGACAAUUGUCAAGUAUUUCUUCUUGAAUCCGAUAUGAUGGCUGCAUCAGAUCUCGAUUACCUCAUUUUCUUUCAAUCUCGUUUUUGGUGGGCGAGGAAUCCAUCUGCACUAAGACUAAAAUCCACCUUUGGCCCGGCUUCAGUAUCACGAGAAAAGGUAUAAUCUAUCAAUCCGUAGUGGUGCCUCAAAUUGGCGCGCUUCUUUUAUAAAUUUCUCUUAUUGACUACCCUUGGACAUUUACAGGUCACUAUAUCUUCGGGAACGUCUCCCAUGAUAUCACAAACGCUAUGUAUAUCACCUCUGGGCAUCAUCCAGGAUGGCCAUCUCGCCAUGAUCCGAUGAAUAAAUGCUCAACAAGGAUAAUCGGAUCUCCUUUAUCAUGGGUAUGCUCUUGGGGCAACCAUCCGAAGCUAUCCUUUGGCAGGACAAGCACAUCACCAAUCAAUCGAGGUUCUUCAAGUCUAUCUAGCUCGUUCCCAGUAUGUUCCACGCCUGUGGACUCCUGGAAAUAGUCCAUGAGAACUUUUGUGAAAGCAAAAGGUCCAGUAGUGGACAUGACAUCUUCGAAAGAAACUGUCUCCCCGGGCUGUUUGGUCCCAAAAAGUUUCUUGAGAUCCUCUGCCACUUGGUUCACAAGUGUUUUGAUGGCAGGAUGGCUUGGCUUGGCCAACACCGAAUAUUGGCAUAAUUGCACAGAGUAUGGGGAGCCAGGCCAGAUGGGCUGUUUGUGAUGGUCAUUUUCUAUCCCAACGACCAGAUUUACUGAGCCUUGAAACUGUUUGGGGAUCCAUUUCGAUACUGGCUGAUGGGGGUAUACGUCGAUAUCAGCCCAUACACCACCCUCGCGCAACAGUAUGAGGUACCUCAAGAAAUCUGCUUUCAGAAUUGGGUCCUGCAGACUUGUGAAGACGUCUGAGAUAUUGGCAUCAAAUCGAUCGCGAACAUAAGCGUCAUUGUUGGCAUCAGUAAUGCGCUCAUACCGCCAACCAGGGUUGACUACACGCCAUUGAUGUGGAAAACCAACAGUUCUCUCGGUCGGGUUUUCUGAAUCAUCUUUCCAGCUUUGCCAUAUCUUAUGUGGAAAAGGUUCCUGUUGCAGAGUGACAGGAGCCGUAGGCAAUGGUGCCUCUUCAGAUAAGCUACUUGCUAUCGUGUGUAUUAGCAAGCAAUCCAAGCUGAGGGUUUGCGAACAACUAACGUCUUAUCCUACCACUAUAUGCGUAGUUGACAGUCAGAAAGAUGACGAUCACGACGGCUAUUGAGGCAGUGUAGACAUAUUUUCGGUGCGCAAAAGCCGGUGACAACAUCGUGGCCAGACCGACUACAAUGAGUUGAGGGGAAUUGAAGCGACUCGACAGGAUGCGAUCAGCUUCAGGCAGAACUACAAUCAGACAAUCUCAGCCCUGUCGCCAUUGACCGCGGCGACUGAUGGACCCCUAAAUCGGUGUGGGGCCGAGUCUCCGGCCGUGUCGGGAUACAGCUUCUUGCAGCCAAUUAUCGAUCCUCUGUUACCGCCCGGUAUAGGAAACCAUUUAACCAUAACUGUCUUCAACCAACACGCCAGUAAGAGUUCACGAUAUGGUCUCAUGUGGAAUCUACAACCAACACAACUUCAGCUCUCGUUAGAGAUGUCCCCAAAAUCAAGCGAUGGCCAGGACAAUUUCUUGGGACGAUACUUUGUAACUGCUGGCUAAGCCCGCGAGCGUCUAUUUCUGUAUAGCACAUGGUGCUUAGACCAACGGCUUCGUGCAGCUUCUCAUACACUCCCUGGAACUGCCAAGGUUGGUGCAACCAACAGUUCUAAAGACGAAUUGCUGCAUGGGUCUAAUCUCUAAUCUGUUGGGUCGCUCUUCAGCUUCCUCCCCGUCCUUUCUACCCAGCUCUCCCUCAAAACUCUGUGCUUCUUUUCCCUUCAUGGUACACACAUUUCUCUGUGCUGUUGUGCAGAUCAACUAUCAAGAUGAAAAGGUUCAUCCUUUGUCUCCUAUUUCUUUCCUUCUCACAAUUAUGUUUUGCCGCUCACAAGUGUUACUAUCCCAACGGUCUGGAAGCCGAAGACCAUCCUUGCGAUCCCGAUGCUAAGCAGAGCGUCUGUUGUUCUGGAGGCCUAGGAACAGUAUGCCUAUCGAACAAAUUAUGCAUAGGGGGAAAUGGAAAUUCCGUACGAGGUUCAUGUACGGAUAAGAAUUGGAAUUCGCCAGAGUGUGCAAUGUUCUGCCUGGGCGCUGACACGGGAGGGACUGAUCUGAUCUCAUGCUCCAACGUUACAAACAGUGACACAUCUUAUUGCUGUGACCACAACACCAACUGUUGUAACAGUGGCGUCGGCAGAUUCAAUGUACUCCCAUCUGACCCCGAAGUUUGGGCGACAUGGAACCGAAAGGCGACUCGAUAUGACGUUGUUGGUACAAUGUUUAGUGACCAGUCCAUGACCGAAACCGCAUCGGCAACAACGGACGUCACGUCUUCUACGGCAUCUACUUCUUCUUCCACUACGACAAGCAACGCAUCCAUACCGUCCAAUUCUGUGCCGGAUACACCAGAACCAUCCGAAGCAUUUACAGGGCUUUCCACCGGUGCAAAGGCAGGAAUUGGGGCUGGUGUUGUUGUCGGAGCUAUCAUGGCUGUCGCUGUUGUAUAUCUCUUUUGGAAGAUGCGCAGGAACGAAAAGGCUGCUAAGCAGGGCGAGCAGCAACAACCUUCGAAUAACAACCCGAUGACGAAUGUUUGGCAACAAUCUCAGUGCGUGUAUACUUCGAAAGGCUAUCAGUAUCAACCUCCACAUCCGCAAGAGCUAUCUGGGACUCCGUUGCAGGGCUUUAAUGGGCCGGCUGAGUUGCCAGCACAUAACUGAUGGCCAUGUAUUUUUCUUGUCUCAUGUCCAGGAGGGUGGGAGUUCCGGCUUGGGCCAUGUAUAUAGUAUUAGAUUACGAUUGAAGCAUUAAAUAUGUAGCACAAUAUCAUUAGAGUUGACAUUGACGAUAUUCCUGGC
This is a messenger RNA of Fusarium verticillioides 7600, 3291 nucleotides long. RefSeq lists its product as hypothetical. The record is from RefSeq and is a predicted model, not a curated record. NCBI's taxonomy places the organism in Eukaryota, Fungi, Ascomycota, Sordariomycetes, Hypocreales, Nectriaceae. The coding region runs from base 2260 to 3153 and encodes 297 amino acids. The transcript has 2 exons.